Carassius auratus (goldfish) is the source of this 1962-nucleotide messenger RNA. Its product is annotated as prostaglandin E2 receptor EP2 subtype-like. Bases 1 to 1722 code for a protein of 573 amino acids. Gene Ontology annotation, molecular function: prostaglandin E receptor activity. The record is from RefSeq and is a predicted model, not a curated record. The transcript is spliced from 6 exons. Gene Ontology annotation, biological process: positive regulation of cytosolic calcium ion concentration; cellular response to prostaglandin E stimulus; adenylate cyclase-activating G protein-coupled receptor signaling pathway. Gene Ontology annotation, cellular component: plasma membrane. NCBI's taxonomy places the organism in Eukaryota, Metazoa, Chordata, Actinopteri, Cypriniformes, Cyprinidae.
AUGCAUUUGUUUGGCACAGCCUCAUCGCCUGAAUGUGCCAACUACAGACUCAAACACCUCGCUGCUCAGGGCCGAGUGGGUAAAGUUAUCCAGCUAUUUAAGGAAGCAAGAGAACUCGGCAACACAGGAAGACUUAAUUUGCACAAAUUUGUGUCGAACAGCCAAGAACUGAUAGCAUCAAUUCCCCAGGAAGAAUUUGCAGUUCACAGUGGCUUUCUGUAUAAAGUUGCUUGGGAUGAAAGACUUAGGAUGACUUGCGACCACAAUGGGAACGUUGGAUUUCAGUUCUAUGAAGUCAAGAUUCAGCGAUGUUAUCUGCCAUCAGCGAUAAAGGAUGUUCAGCAUUAUGAGCUUCAUAAUUUCUCUGACGCUAAUGCUUCAGGUUAUGGAAAAUGCACAUAUCUCAGAGCCAACGACACAUCAGGAAAGAUUCACAGUUCCUUAGUUAUGGGCAAAACAAGAAUUGAUCCUACUAGGAUUACCACCAUACCAAGAGCGGUGAAAGCUAUUGCGAGACUUAAGAGACAUGCCAAGGAAGCCAAAGGUCUCAAUCCAAGAGUCAAUGAAGCAUCAAGCAUUGAAGAGAGAAAGGAGGCAGAAUUCACCAUCAUCAAAAUGAAAGGAAAAAAAAUGAUGGAUCCAAUCAAUAAUAAUUCAUGUUGCCGUGAGCAGUCCACUGUCUCUGGUGGAUCUCCUACAACAACUGCGUUCAUGUUUUCCGCCGGCGUCCUUGGGAACGUGGUGGCCUUAAUUCUGUUGGAAAUACGGAGGAGGAAGCAAUCCGCAUCCUUGUUCCAAGUCCUGGUAACAUCUUUGGUCUUCACAGAUUUGCUGGGGACUUUCUCCGUCAGUCCCGUGGUUUUAACCGCGUACUUGAGGAAUGAAUCUUUGCUCGCGAUGAGUAAAAAACGUUUGGUUUGCGGACACUUUGGAUACGCCAUGACUUUUUUCAGUCUGGUCACUCUCGCCAUUCUCCUUUUCAUGGCAGUGGAGCGCUGGCUCUCCAUCGGACAUCCUUACUGUUACGAGAAGCGCAUGAGUAAACGCUGCGGGUACAUCACCAUCGCGCUCAUAUACCUGUUGUGCGCUCUUUUCAGCGGCACACCUUUCCUCGGAUUUGGGGAGUUUGUUCAGCACUGUCCCGGGACGUGGUGCUUCAUUGACACGCACCCGUUUGCGACAAAGCACAAAGUGUUCAAUAUCAUCUACGCGUCUUGUUUGCUCCUUAUGAUAGUGUUCACGGUUUUGUGCAACGCGUCCGUCAUCUAUCAUCUUUCCCUCAUGUACCGAAGACGCAAGGCGCACCGGGGCUCCGUCCCGCGGCAGAGAGGACUCAAGAAGCCUCGGUCCAUCGCGAAGGAGGUUGAACAUCUGGUGCUGCUCGGGGUCAUGACAAUAGCGUUCGUCAUCUGCUCUCUUCCUCUCGCGAUUCAAGUGUACUUCAACACUUGCUGCAACCAAGAUUAUAACAAAAAUGAUCGCAUAGCCCUUCUUUUAGUAUCGGCCAACCCCAUCAUAGACCCCUGGGUCUUCAUCAUCCUCAGUCCCCCAAUACCUCGUCUCCUCUGGGACAAGAUGUGCAAGACGACACAGUUCAAACCCACGCAGGAGAAGGUCCAUAGCAUCUCUCCCGUCCUGUAUCAGUCAAAGCCACCUGGAGAUUCAGAAGGAGGCAGCGCGGUGGAAGUAUACACAGGGAUUCCUGGAACUGCUGGCUCCUGAGCUCUAAAGCCUCUUUUUGUUUGGGAAAGAUUGUGGAGUGAUUGCUCACUCAUAUAAUGAAAAUAACAGAGACUGAAGAUCCACGUCACUGGAUAACUGACCAGAUGGAUCUAAGACCUGAGGAUGAAAACGAUGGGUGCUGCUGCACCCAUAACAUCAUGGAGAAUAUAACAGGGUAUAUACUCUUUUUUUAGCAAAGUAAACUUAUUUAUUGCCUUUAUUUAUGGAGAGUAAAACAUU